AUGACAGAGUCCAUUAAUUUUCUGCUCACGGAACAAUCAUUCACCAUCGACGCGAUCAAUCGCAGUUUGGUGAAUGUCAAGAAGCUGUCCAAAGCACAGACAACUGUAAUCAAACUGGAGAGCCGAUUGAAGAAGCUUCACGAUCAAUGGUCAUCGUGCAAGGCUAUUCAUGUGAGGAUUCUGCAUGCAGUCACGCCCAAGGAAAAAAGCGAACUUCCAUACUUCGUCAAGGAGGAAUUCUAUGCUGCGGAAGAAACGUAUGACGUCACCGUGGACCUGAUCAACGAAGCCAUCAAAAAGCUAAAAAAAUUACACUAUUUAAAAACAAGUGUCACCGGUGACGCAGCGCGAUUAAUAGCGAAUAUUCGAAUUGCGGAUGAAAACUAUGCUGCUACGUGGCAACUGCUAACCGACGAAUACGACAAUAAGUUUGCGAUCAUUCAAUCUCACAUCCAUGCAUUUGCGGAACUCCCGAUAAUGCGAUCGGAAACCGCCGCGGAAUUACGCCAACUUCGCGACUCAGUAGCAGCAUCUCUCGCUGCUUUAGACAGCCUUGAUCGGCCGGUCAAAUCAUGGGAUGAUCUACUCGUUUAUUUGAUAUCACGCAAAUUUAGUUCUAAAACUAAAACCGAAUGGAAUUUAAAAUGUGGUAGCCUGUCGGAAUGCCCGACUUAUAAAGAAAUUCAUGAUUUUAUGACCGUACGCAUCCGUGGACUGACCGAUCAGGGCAUGUCAAUAGAAAAUUCGGCGUCCAAUUCUCGCAAUGGAAAACCGCGCGGUACCGUCAAUAAUAAACAGUUGUGUCGAAAUUGCUUCCGGAAAGGUCAUUCCGCGAACGUCUGUAUGUCACGAGGUCGAUGCUUACGAUGUCAGAAACGACAUCACACGACAUUACAUAAAUUAUUUAAAGCCGAAUCGAAGGAUGACGCGUCUCAGCAAUUACCCGACACGAAAUCAGAGACACUCGUACAAAGGGCGUCUCCCGUCACAGCUACGGUACAAUCCGUAUCGCCGAAAACGCGCUCGCCUGCGAAUAUUCUCCUCGCUACUGCGUGGGUAAUCGUGCGGACACAAGAAGGACGUACUACACUGAUCCGGGAAAUAAAUUCAUGGCCACAUUUGCGCGGAUUGCAACUUGCAGAUCCUGAUCCGUCGAGCGCCCACCAAAUUCAUUUACUAAUCGGGGCCGAUUUAUACGGUGCUCUGCUAAUCGGUGACAUUCGUCAUGGCCCGCCUGGGACCCCGACAGCGCAGUCCACUCUGUUCGGCUGGAUACUCUCCGGACCAACAGGCCCCACGGAUGCAACUCAUCCUCCGGCUGACGUUCACAAUUGCGUCGUUGAAGACGACCUCGCUCCCGUCAUCCAACAAUUCUGGACAGACGAGACAAUUUCUGAUUCCAAGCCUCCGCUAACGGAGGACGAACAACGUUGUGAGCAACAUUUUGCUGCAACUCACAAGCGCGACGUACAUGGCCGCUACGUGGUACGAUUGCCGUUUAAGAAUGGCUCACCGCCGAGUAUAGGUGAAUCAUUUCAAAUCACUUCAGUGCUUCACGCCAAAUUAACAAAUCGGCUGUCACGACAGUCUGAAAUUAGAACGCUCUAUCAUGCGUUUUUAGCAGAUUACGAGGAGCUGGGUCACAUGACCCAGAUCAAACCCUCCACUUCUAAUCUUUCGGACGCGGCUUACAUACCGCAUCAUGCUGUCCUUCGCGAACACAGUACCACCACGAAACUACGCGUGGUGUUCAAUGCUUCCUGCCGUACAUCAAACGGCACUUCAUUAAACGACCAUCUUAUGAUCGGUCCAAAACUCCAACAAGAUUUAGCCGCAAUAGUUCUUCGCUGGCGAUUAUUUCAAUACGUGUACACAGCUGACAUAGCGAAAAUGUACAGACAAAUCUCGGUCCAUCAUGAAGAUCGAGAUUAUCAGCGAAUACUGUGGCAACCCCCGGGUUGUGCACAUAUCAAUCACUACCAAUUAAAUACCGUUACAUACGGCACCGCUUGUGCUCCAUAUUUAGCCAUGCGCGUAUUGCAACAACUAAACGAGGAGGACGGGCACGAGUUUCCCCUCGCACAAACGAUUUUUCGCGACUCAAUCUACGUUGAUGAUACUCUCUUCGGCGCGGAUGAAAUCUCCGACGCCAUCAAAACUCGAGAUCAACUCAUUGCGCUCAUGAAGCGUGGCCAGUUUGAUCUACGCAAAUGGACUGCAAACUCUUCGGAGUUGCUGGCAGACAUUCCGCUUGAUAGGCGGCAAUCGGAUCUCGCUAUUAAAAGCGAUGACUCACUGAAGGUGCUUGGGCUGUCUUGGUCGCCGCACACUGAUUCAUUCUGUUUUAAGGUAUCUUCUGGCACCUCUGGUGCGAACACAAAACGCUCAGUCUUGUCGUUGAUUGCAAAGCUAUACGACCCACUCGGAUGGGCGUCGCCCGUAGUAAUUACGGCUAAAAUUUUGCUUCAAGAGCUCUGGCUCGCAAAAAUCGACUGGGACGAUCCGCUCCCCCCUGAUCUUCUCCAGCACUGGAUUUCAUACUAUUCUGAUUUACCCAAGCUCGAAACAAUUAAAAUUCCACGAUGGACAGGUUCGCAUCGAGAUAAUUUAGGAAUGGAACUACAUGGUUUUGCCGACGCAUCAAAGCGUGCGUACGCCGCUAUGGUGUAUUUGCGCGUUCUCAGAUCCUUUGACGACGUUCAGAUUACGUUGCUAUGCGCUAAAACCAAGGUUGCGCCUCUUAAGACGCUCAGUAUCCCUAGACUUGAACUCAACGCAGCAGUUUUACUCAGUCGACUGAUUAAAUGGAUUUAUCGGUCUUUCAAUCUGUCAAACGUUCCUGUGUACGGUUGGACGGACUCCACUGUUACCCUAGCUUGGAUAACUCAACACCCUUCAAGGUGGCGUACUUAUGUCGCCACUCGCGUAUCGGAAAUCCAAACCACUCUUCCCACAAUUAAAUGGCAUCAUGUCAAAUCAGCUGAGAAUCCGGCAGAUUGCGCCUCGCGCGGCUUGUCUGCUACCGAAUUUAUGAAUCACUCUUUGUGGUUUUCUGGACCGUCCUGGCUCCGCACUCAUUCUUCGACGUGGCCAAUUCAAUCGACAAGCAAAGACAUAUCGAUUAACGCUUUACUGGAGGAAUCCUCCUCGGCGUCGGUGCAUCUUACCGACAAUGUCACUACAUGGAAUCUCCCGAACGACAUUUCAACAUGGACAAAAUUGAUACGGGUUACAGCAUAUCUAUUUCGAUUUGUAACCAAUUUACGCAACCGAUUACAGGGGACUUCAUUGAAUCUUUCGUCUUUAGAAGCGGCCGAACUCCAUCAUGCCGAACACUUUUGGCUUGAACAAGUUCAACGCCAACUGUUUUCUUCAGAAUUGUCAGCGUUAAAACGAAAAGUUUCUAUUUCAAAAUCAAGCCGACUAAGCUCGUUACGCCCAUUUCUUGGGCAAGAUCAAUUAAUACAUCUAGGUGGGCGGUUGAAGAACGCUCUGUUGCCCUAUUCGGAAUGUCACCCGAUCAUUCUGGCUGAUCAUCGAAUCGUACAGUUGCUGAUUGCUAAUGCACAUACGGCCGCCCUUCAUGGCGGCACUCAGUUAACGCUUCGCAUAUUACGGCAACGUUAUUGGAUAAUUUCCGCUCGUUCUCAGGUUAGAAAGUACAUUCGAAGCUGCAUUACUUGUGAGCGGCACCGAGCCGUCACCGCAGACCAACUCAUGGGUCAAUUGCCCGAACACAGAGUUGCGCCGUCCGCAUCGUUCACCUGCACCGGCGUUGAUUAUGCCGGACCAAUACCCUUGACCUUGCGGGCAGCGCGCGGUCAAAAGACCAUGAAGCACUACAUUGCAAUUUUUGUAUGCUUCACUACUAAGGCAAUUCAUCUCGAAUGUGUAGAUGAUUACUCGACAGAAGGUUUUCUCGCUGCCCUGUCUCGCUUUACAAGUCGACGUGGGCUUCCAUCCCACAUUUACAGUGAUAACGGCACGAACUUCAUAGGUGCCGACAAGGAGCUGCGAAAUGCUUUCCGCGUUAUUAUUCAGGAUCCUAUUCUGAAAAGUCAAAUUGCCAAUGACCGCAUUACCUGGCACUUCAACCCUCCGGCAGCACCGCACUUCGGCGGGGUAUGGGAAGCCAAUGUAAAAAACGUGAAGUAUCACUUGAAACGCGUAAUCGGUACGCAUGUGCUAACUCGUGUCGAAUUUCAAACUUUAUUAUGCAGAAUCGAAGCGUGCCUAAAUUCAAGGCCAUUGACGCCAAUGUCGGAUGAUGCUUCGGACUUUACCGCGUUGACGCCUGGUCAUUUUCUGAUCGGUCGACCGCUCGUCAGCGUUCCCGAACAAUCUGUAUCAACGAUACAUCUUAACGCACUUAGCAGAUGGCAGCUUGUGCAGAGACUGCACGAGCAGUUUUGGCAUACAUGGUCUCACGACUAUUUGCAUUCCCUCCAGCAGCGAAGCAAAUGGCGUGACUCCAAGCAGAAUCUCGCGAUUAAUGAUUUUGUUUUAAUCAAAAAUAACGUACUCCCUCCUGCAAAAUGGAACCUUGGUCGAAUCGUCCAAGUGCACCCAGGCGCGGAUGGUCUCGUUCGCGUAGUAACUGUUCGUACAGCAACCAGCUUACUUCAGCGCCCUAUUACUCAACUAUGCAAGCUGCCAAUUGCUAACUGUGAUUCUUUAUCGCGCUCUACGACUCAGUCGAUUUCUGUAAAAUAA
Messenger RNA from Nylanderia fulva, 4713 nucleotides. The record is from RefSeq and is a predicted model, not a curated record. NCBI's taxonomy places the organism in Eukaryota, Metazoa, Arthropoda, Insecta, Hymenoptera, Formicidae.